This is a messenger RNA of Alternaria alternata, 1996 nucleotides long. Its product is annotated as adenine nucleotide alpha hydrolases-like protein. The transcript has 3 exons. The coding region runs from base 501 to 1823 and encodes 440 amino acids. The record is from RefSeq and is a predicted model, not a curated record. NCBI's taxonomy places the organism in Eukaryota, Fungi, Ascomycota, Dothideomycetes, Pleosporales, Pleosporaceae.
CUUUCGUCGUGAAGGUCUUCUCGAAUCGACUCAAUCCCAAUCUUUGAUUCUGCUUUACAGCGACACCCGAGAUUGGCACCUCAUCUGAUGUCAUUCCAUUCACAUGUGUCAACGCAUCCAGCGGCGCGUUCCGCGGUACGCCAGGGUCUGAACACGAUGGAUGCGGAUCGCGCGACACACCACCAAGAAGCCAAGCAUGCCGUCACCCGGAACAGGCAGUGCAUUAACGACUACCAAACUUUGACCCGAUCCUUCACUCCUCUCACACGACCUCUGCAGAGACUGCUACAACAUUCCCCACCGCCAUCCUUAAUCGCCCAUUUACCCCGCGAGCAGCUAAUUCCCCGCGCCAAGGACCCUGCCCACGACGCACAGCAGCACCGAUCGCCUGCGCAAGCCCACGCCAGCAAGUUUCUCGCGGUCGGACCUCACUGACACUCCGCUCGCCUGAUUGGACUUGGUGCAGGACCUCGUGCCCGUAAUCUCACUCCGACAUCACUAUGAGCGCGUCCCCCACGUCGAGGGACGGCCGGCAUGCGUCUCCAGCGCCUCGCAAGUCCUCAGCAUCUUACAAAGUGAGCCCGCUGCAGCUCCCGACUGGCGGACACCUCGCGCAAGACAAGAUAAGGCAGCCUUCAAUCCAGUUUUUGGCACACAGAAAUUCGUCGCUACCCAGAGGCGCCCCCAGGCCCCGUGAACGACGUCGAUUGUCGUCACCGCCGCCUCCACCCGUUUUCCAACCUCGUGUAUCUUUCGACACUUUCGACAAGCCUGCAGACUUCAUCGAGGAGAGCUCUUUUACAUUGAUCGCCAAACACAAAGACUACGAGUACACCAAGCGUUCGCGGACGUUCCUAUGUGGCUUCGACGAGAACGAGUACUCAGUAUAUGCUCUGCAAUGGCUCAUAAACGAGCUGGUCGACGACGGGGAUGAGAUAGUAUGCCUCAGAGUGGUGGAGAAGGAAGAUGCAAUAGCCGGAGAGCGAAGCGUAGAGACUGGGCGAUAUCGUUCAGAGGCAGAGCAUACCAUGGCCGACAUACAGAGCCGGAAUCACGACAACAAGGCGAUCAACCUCAUAUUGGAAUUUUCAAUUGGCAAGGUUAACAAAGUUAUCGAUGACAUGAUCAAUCUCUACGAACCCGCAAUUCUUGUGGUCGGAACUCGAGGCAAGAGCUUAGGUGGAUUCCAGGGAUUACUUCCGGGUAGUGUGUCCAAGUACUGUCUCCAGCAUUCACCAGUACCUGUCAUCGUUGUCCGUCCCACAUCGAAACGCGACAAAGCAAAGAGCAAGCGCACAAAUGAUCCAGAUCGCCAAGGCUACAGAGAAAUCCUCGCGAAGAGCGAAAGCCUUCCUGAAUUCAACAGUCCUCGCAACAGCUUCUUCGCGAACGAGGACGAGGCAGCGAUCGUUGGAGGCGCAGCGACCGCACCCAAACCUGCAGCGGACACGCAUCCUCUGGCACAGGUGGAACAAGCGCCAGACAGCAGCGAGGAUGAACUGGACACCGGUACUAGUACAUUGGUUGGAGAUGAUCCCCGAAGUCCUGGUCCUAUGAUGAAGAGUCCACAUCUACAAAACUUAGACAGUCCUGAGCUCAGUAGUCAAUCUAGCAGCGAGGACGAGGACGACCAAGGCGGGGUAUCAACUUCAGGGAUCUCCGCUGUGGAUAAAGUUACAGGCGCAACGGAGAAAUUAAACCUUGGCGAAGGAGAUGCAGGUGGUGGAAAUACGUCAAUGUCCUACAUGGACAGUCUCACCAGUGGAGCACAGAAGAAGUCCGAAGACACGUCUUCGGCGCAGAAAGACUCGGAAGGCGCGUAGUGUUAGCAUUAAUACCCAAGAUAUCAGGCUCCCCGCAUCAGCCCUAAAGACGGUAAAUUGUGGUGUUUCGGAAGCUGUUGCCAGACCCCGGUUUGAUCGGCGUGACGUCGUUUCAUGUGGCUGUGGCGCCACGACAUGCAUGCGCGUCCCCUACGGUUCCCCAGCCUCGGCGG